AAGAGAUAGCGCUGGUGCUUCGAGAGAGAAUUCGGUCCUCUUCGCUCGGACCGUGUCUUGGUGUGAGCGAGCUGAUCAGCGUGCGUUCUCUUGACUCCGUCAUGACAAAAUUGCCUCUUCUGAGGUCCAACGUGGCAACGCAUCCGACGUUUAAUAUUGCAUGUUGGGCACGUGGCGGCUUACGUGGCGGCGGAUUGAGGACCCACCACACAGACAUUCCCUCGGUCUUUUGCUACCUUAAACGAGGCUCUCCCUUUCCCAUUCAUCAUCACCCAGCAUUUGCAAAACCCAGAACAGAGAAAGCAAAGCUCAGACCGAGUGCAAGAAAAUGCAAUCCGCAGGAGAGAAGCUCAAGAACGUGGCCAGUUCUGCCAAAGAGCACAUCGACAUAGCCAAAGCCAAACUUGAAGAAAAGGUGGAGAAAGCUACGGCGAGGACGCCGGAGGAGAAAGAGAUGGCGCACCAGCGAAGGAAGGCUAAGGAGGCCGAGGCCAAGAUGGAGCUGCACCAAGCCAAAGCGGCGCACGCAGCUGAGAAGCUCGCUGCCAAGCAUCCCACCUUGCCAGGCCAUGUCCACCACGGCCGGGCUCACCACACAACAACCCAGCCGGUGGUUGGAGCCCCGGGGCACCAGACCCGACACCGGCCUGUCGGGACUGUAGAUCCAAUAAGCGGAACCACCGUCCCAACCUACCCUUUAGGAGGGCACCCGCCCCACUCGGGACACACGCACAAGUACAUGUGAACCGUAGAAACUAGAAGGGUUUUGUGUUUCAAGACUUGCUUGGCCUAGACAUUAGCACUUUUUUUUUAAGUUCCUUGUGGUUUGUUUUGGGGGUUCUUUUCGCUAAAAGUGAACUUAUUUAGAACACAAUGAG
Molecule: messenger RNA, 878 nt
Organism: Eucalyptus grandis
Lineage: Eukaryota; Viridiplantae; Streptophyta; Magnoliopsida; Myrtales; Myrtaceae
Product: late embryogenesis abundant protein 6
Biological process (GO): embryo development ending in seed dormancy
Source: RefSeq, a predicted model, not a curated record